Molecule: messenger RNA, 585 nt
Organism: Penicillium maclennaniae
Lineage: Eukaryota; Fungi; Ascomycota; Eurotiomycetes; Eurotiales; Aspergillaceae
Product: PaaI family thioesterase
Exons: 1
Coding region: 1-585 (194 amino acids)
Molecular function (GO): fatty acyl-CoA hydrolase activity
Source: RefSeq, a predicted model, not a curated record
AUGUCCGAACACGCUAUUAAAGCCCCAGCACGACAACUGGACGAGUUCGAAGAGCUCGUCUACGAGUAUACGAUUCGGAUGGGUCUAGGUAGCGAGGAGGUUCGUUCCGACGAGCGACUAGCUUCGCGACAAACCACUAAUCUCCGACUCAAAUCACUGACUAUUCUCCAGCACUGGGAUUUUGAUGCGCGAAGCUGCAAUCUACGCUUUGAAUCCGCAACGCGCGGCCCGCCUGCCAGAGUCUCCUUCCUCAUCAACAUCACCCCAGCUCUGAGCAACUAUAUGGGCAACUUGCACGGCGGCUGCGCCGCCACUUUGAUUGAUGUUCUUUCCACUACGAUUCUCUUGGGUGUCUCGGAGCCCGGCAAGUUCGCACUUGGUGGUGUGAGCCGCAAUCUGAAGGUGACCUAUCUGCGCCCUGUUCCGACGGGUAUAGAGGCACGGAUCGUGUGUGAAGUGAUACAUGUCGGAAAACGGCUGGCACUGCUGCGCGCAGAGAUUCAGAGGGCAGAGUCUGGGGAUACAUGCGUUGUCGGGGAGCAUGAGAAGGCAAAUACAGACCCAGAGAUGGAUCAGAGGAUUUAA